CAGGAAGCGUGACGCUAAUGCUCAAACUGGAGGAAAUAGUGGUAUCUUUCCUAGCAGGAAACGUGACGCUAACGCUCAAACUGGAGGCAAUAGUGGUAUAUUUCCUAGCAGGAAGCGUGACGCUAACGCUCAAACUGGAGGCAAUAGUGGUAUCUUUCCUAGCAAGAAGCGUGAUGCUAAUGCUCAAACUGGAGGCAAUAGUGGUAUCUUUCCUAGCAAGAAGCGUGACGCUAAUGCUCAAACCGGAGGCAAUAGUGGUAUCUUUCCUAGCAAGAAGCGUGAUGCUAAUGCUCAAUAUUGA
This is a messenger RNA of Acaulospora morrowiae, 301 nucleotides long. NCBI's taxonomy places the organism in Eukaryota, Fungi, Glomeromycota, Glomeromycetes, Diversisporales, Acaulosporaceae. The record is from the annotation of a GenBank genome assembly.